GGUAUCAACGCAGAGUACGCGGGCAACCCAAACCUUAAUCAAUCUACAACUUUACAGUUAUCAAUGGCGGAAGGAGAAGAAACCCAGACGGAAGUCGUUCAAUCAGGAUUACCAGCCGGUAGAGUGAAACGAAUUAUGAAACUGGACAAAGAAAUCAACAAAAUCAACUCCGAAGCCCUGUUUGUAAUCUCGAGCGCGACCGAACUUUUUGUCAAGUUUUUGGCUGAGAAAUCAUCGGAGGUCGCAAUUGAGAAGAAACGGAAGACGAUAAAGUUGGAGCACCUGCGAAUCGCGGUGAAGAGACACCAGCCGACCGCUGAUUUCCUUCUCGACUCACUUCCUAUGCCACCGCCGGCUCAGAUCCCAACCAAAACAGAUCGUUCUCGCAGAAGCAGCGAUAAUGACUCUGUUCCAGCCGGCACUCGUCGGAUAGACAGUUUCUUCCAGAAAGGUCCCUAGGGUUUUGUAAUUGGUCAGUGCUUGCUGGUAGGAGUUGUUUGUAUCUAUUCCUUUUAAAUUAAAUCACCAGAACCAUAUUAGCCUUUAAGAUCAUUGGAAUUCGCAAUUUGAAUUGGAGAUGUCAAACGAUCCGCUACAAAUUCUCCAAUGGUUCGAUCCUGAUAGAUCAAGUUAUUGCUAGCAGAGCUUUUCAAUCCAGCUGUUUCUUAAAAUGCUAAAAUGUAGAUACGUUUUCCUGUAUUUAGCAGUAACUCUAAA
Molecule: messenger RNA, 717 nt
Organism: Cynara cardunculus var. scolymus (artichoke)
Lineage: Eukaryota; Viridiplantae; Streptophyta; Magnoliopsida; Asterales; Asteraceae
Product: chromatin accessibility complex protein 1
Exons: 5
Coding region: 64-459 (131 amino acids)
Biological process (GO): regulation of DNA-templated transcription
Cellular component (GO): nucleus
Molecular function (GO): protein heterodimerization activity
Source: RefSeq, a predicted model, not a curated record